AUGCAGAUAAUUUCUGCCUGCAGACAAAAAGGUGUGGGCUCUGCUAUGAAUCAGUGUGAGGAGACAGAGGAGGGAGUCCCUCCAUCUAAAACCACUCUGUGUGGAGAACCUGACAGCCAGACCAAAGCUCAGAGGGUUCACCAGCAACGACCAGCCUCUCCUGCACCCAGCGUAGUGUCCAUGAAGAGUGACAGUUCCAUGUUUCAGCCUAUAAAUUUCAAGGAUGGAGAUCAAUCUGCUGAAGAAAGAGUUCAGCAGGUUCUUGGUGGUCGGUCUGUCCAGCAGCAUCCAACAGACCUGGACUCCAUAUUUAGGAAUCUUGAAGAAAACGUUAUCACCUUUGUGAAGAAUGAGUUGGAGAAGUUCCAGAAAGUGUUGAGUGCAGAUGACCCAGAAUGCUCGGAGAAGCAGAGUGAGGAUGAGGAGGUGGUGGACGGUGAGGAGGAGGAGCAAAGGAGGAGCAACAGAGAGGCAUUUCUGAAGAUCACGCUGAACUUCCUGAGGAGAAUGAAGCAGGAGGAGCUGGCUGACUGUCUGCAGAGCAGAACUGUUGCUCCAGUUUGUCGUCAACUCAAAUCUAACCUUCAGAAGAAGUUCCAGUGUGUGUUUGAAGGGAUCGCUAAAGCAGGAAACCCAACCCUUCUGAAUCAGAUCUACACAGAGCUCUACAUCACAGAGGGAGGGACUGCAGAGGUCAACGAUGAACAUGAAGUCAGACAGAUUGAAACAGCAUCCAGGAAACCACACAGACCAGAAACAACAAUCAAACAAGAAGACAUCUUUAAAGCCUCACCUGGAAGAGACAAACCAAUCAGAAUAGUGAUGACCAAGGGGGUGGCUGGCAUUGGGAAAACAGUGUUAACACAGAAGUUCACUCUGGACUGGGCUGAAAACAAAGCCCACCAGGACAUACAGCUCACAUUUCCAUUUACUUUCAGAGAGCUGAAUGUGCUGAAAGGGAAAAAGUUCAGCUUGGUGGAACUUGUUCAUCACUUCUUCAGUGAAACCAAAGAAAUCUGCAGCUUUGAAGAGUUCCAGGUUGUUUUCAUCUUUGACGGUCUGGAUGAGUGUCGACUUCCUCUGGACUUCCACAACACUGAGAUCCUGACUGAUGUUACAGAGUCCACCUCAGUGGAUGUGCUGCUUACAAACCUCAUCAGGAGGAAACUGCUUCCCUCUGCUCACCUCUGGAUAACCACACGACCUGCAGCAGCCAAUCAGAUCCCUCCUGAGUGUGUUGACAUGGUGACAGAGGUCAGAGGGUUCACUGACCCACAGAAGGAGGAAUACUUCAGGAAGAGAUUCAGAGAUGAGGAGCAGGCCAGCAGAAUCAUCUCCCACAUCAAGACAUCACAAAGCCUCCACAUCAUGUGCCACAUCCCAGUCUUCUGCUGGAUCACUGCAACUGUUCUAGAGGAUGUGUUGAAGACCAGAGAGGGACAAGAGCUGCCCAAGACCCUGACUGAGAUGUACAUCCACUUCCUGGUGGUUCAGUCCAAAGUGAAGAAUGUCAAGUAUGAUGGAGGAGCUGAGACAGAUCCACACUGGACUCCAGAGAGCAGGACAAUGAUUGACUCUCUUGGAAAACUGGCUUUUGAGCAGCUGCAGAAAGGAAACCUGAUCUUCUAUGAAUCAGACCUGACAGAGUGUGGCAUCGAUAUCAGAGCAGCCACAGUGUACUCAGGAGUGUUCACACAGAUCUUUAAAGAGGAGAGAGGACUGUACCAGGACAAGGUGUUCUGCUUUGUCCAUCUGAGUGUCCAGGAGUUUUUAGCUGCUCUUCAUGUCCAUCUUACAUUCAUCAACUCUGGAGUCAAUCUGCUGGCAGAAGGAAAACAAACUGCCUGGUGGUCUAAACUAUUUCAAAAUCAACAUCUCUACCAGAGUGCUGUGGACGAGGCCUUACAGAGUCCAAAUGGACACCUGGACUUGUUCCUCCGUUUCCUCCUCGGUCUUUCACUACAGACCAAUCAGACUCUCCUACGAGGUCUGAUGACACACACAGGAAGUAUUUCACAGACCAAUCAGAAAACAGCCGACUACAUUAAGAAGAAGAUCAGUGAAAAUUUGUCUCCAGAGAGAAGCAUCAGUCUGUUCCACUGUCUGAAUGAACUGAAUGAUGGUUCUCUAGUGGAGGAGAUCCAACAGUACCUGAGAUCAGGAAGUCUCUCCACAGAUAAACUGUCUCCUGCUCAGUGGUCAGCCCUGGUCUUCAUCUUACUGUCAUCAGAAAAAGAUCUGGACGUGUUUGACCUGAAGAAAUACUGUGCUUCAGAGGAGGCUCUUCUGAGGCUGCUGCCAGUGGUCAAAGCCUCCAACAAAGCUCUGCUGAGUGGCUGUAAUCUGUCAGAGAGAAGCUGUGAAGCUCUGUCCUCAGUUCUCAGCUCCCUGUCCUCUCGUCUGAGAGAACUGGAUCUGAGUAACAAUGACCUGCAGGAUUCAGGAGUGAAGCUGCUGUCUGUUGGACUGAAGAGUUCACACUGUAAACUGGAGACUCUCAGGCUGUCAGGCUGUAUGAUCACAGAGGAAGGCUGUACUACUCUGGCCUCAGCUCUGAGAUCCAACCCCUCCCAUCUGAGAGAGCUGGACCUGAGCUACAAUCAUCCAGGAGACUCAGGAGCGAAGCUGCUGGACUGUUUCAGGGUGGAACAUGGUGGAGAGCAGAGGCUGAAACCUGGUCUGAGGAAGUAUGUCUGUGAACUCACAGUCGACACAAACACAGUAAACAGAUUCCUCAAACUGUCUGACAACAACAGGAAGGUGACACAUGUGAGAGAGUAUCAGCCAUAUCCUGAUCAUCAGGAGAGGUUUGACUUAUUGCCUCAACUGCUGUGUAGAAAUGGUUUGACUGGUCGCUGUUACUGGGAGGUUGAGUGGAAAGGAGGAGUUGAGAUAUCAGUGAGUUACAGAGGAAUCAGGAGGAGAGGAAACAGUGAUGACUGUGUGUUUGGACGGAAUAAUCAGUCCUGGAGUCUGAGCUGCUCUGAUGAUGGUGGUGGUUGUUACUCUGUCUGUCACAAUAAGAGAAAAACAUACCUCUCCUCCUCCUCCUCCUCCUCCUCCUCCUCCUCCUCCAUCUCUAACAGAGUAGGAGUGUAUCUGGACUGUCCUGCUGGCACUCUGUGCUUCUACAGAGUCUCCACUGACUCACUGAUCCACCUCCACACCUUCAACACCACAUUCACUGAACCUCUUUAUCCUGGGUUCUUGUUCUGGUUAUCUGGUUCCUCAGUGUCUCUGUAGGAGGACACACACACACAAACACACACACACACACACACACACACACACACACACACACA
This is a messenger RNA of Acanthopagrus latus (yellowfin seabream), 3302 nucleotides long. RefSeq names its product protein NLRC3-like. Gene Ontology annotation, molecular function: protein binding. The record is from RefSeq and is a predicted model, not a curated record. NCBI's taxonomy places the organism in Eukaryota, Metazoa, Chordata, Actinopteri, Spariformes, Sparidae. Bases 1 to 3243 code for a protein of 1080 amino acids. The transcript has 10 exons.